CAAGGCAGGGGGAGCAAGGAUGGGGAAGGGCGUUCGAGGAGUAUUUUGGCUGAUGAAUCUCUAGUGACACCUUGUGGGAUGUUUCACGGAAUCGCCUUCAACUCUUUUGGGGAAGGAAUAAACUGCAAGGCUUGUGCAAAAAGCUGCCCGAAUAGUGAAAUGCACUUAAAGCACUGCACUCACCUAUAAUUAAAAAUAAACUAUACAGAUGGAAGCACUGGACCAGCUGAGCCUGAGAAAGGUAGAAAGGGGUCUCUAACACCUGAAUCUAUGAGUCAGUCCAGAGAACCUUUUCUAUUCAAAGGCUUUCCACAAAAUUCUACUGUCAAACAAUAACAGCUUUACAAAGGGAUUCACUGUGAGGAGUUCAAAAUGAAGAAGAAAGAUGCAGAGGAUUGCAUGGAGCUGUGCCCCGAUCAGUCUGUUGAGAUGGAAAGGUGUGAAAGCAAAGAGCUGGAUGUUGAAAUAAGAAACCUGAUAGGGAAGAGCAGCACUUUGGAGUCCUGUGAGGACCCCAAACCUCUUGCCCAAGAGAGGCUGAGCCCUCAGAGAACUUCGUGUUCCCUUAAGAGCCACGGUGAAGGAAACGCUCUAGGCUGGCUUGGAUGCACCUGGGCAGGUGGGAGUGACAUGGAAGCUCCAGCAGAACCAUUGCAGUCAAGGCACACAUUACUGAGCAAAAAGAAGCCUUUAUCUUCCAGUUCUCUGGAGCAACAGAUCUUCACACUGGAAAGACAGAGACGAGAGCUUUUGGAGGUGAACAAGCAAUGGGAUCAUCAGUUUAGAAGUAUGAAACAGCUUUAUGAAAAGCAGCUGACAGAGAUGAAGGCAAAGCUGGACGUGUCGGAGAGGAGAGUGAGCGAGCUGGAGCGGGAGAGGCACCAGCAGCAUCCGGAGGAGGGGAGGUGGCAAGUGCUGGGCAGAGAGAGGCUGCUGCAGGAAAAGAAAGAUACAGAGGUCCUUAGUGAAGCUCUCCAUGAAAUGAAGGAAGAGAACAGGCUCCUGAAGCAGAAGAAUGCUUCCAUGACCAGGAGGAAGGAAUACUAUGAGAGUGAAAUAAGUCGUCUCAACAAGGCCCUUCUGGACGCACUGAAAAAGCAGCAGCCACCAGUUGUUGGGACUCCUCCAGGGAAGGGUGACAGGAACAGCAUUGAGGAGAUGAGAACCCAACUUGAAGUUCUUAAACAGCAGGUCCAAAUAUACGAGGAAGACUUCAGGAAGGAGAGAUCUGACCGGGAGAGGCUUAAUGAGGAGAAAGAAGCAUUGCAGAAAAUUAAUGAGAGAUUGCAAUCUCAACUGAGUAAACUCAGCUCUCAGACAAAAAACCUCCCAGUACAGCCUGAGAGGCCCAGUUACCCAGCUCCACUCUUCCUCUCCCCAUGUGUCACUUAUGGGGGUUGUGGGAUGGUUCUUCACUGUCCGGAUCCUCGGGCACAUCCAGUGCCUCGCAGGGCACAGAAGCAGCAGCAGCAGUGCUCGCCAGACUAUCAGUGGUAUGUUCCUGACCAGCUUCCGCCAGAUGUGCAGCACAAGGCAAAUGAUUCCUCCCUGGAGAAGGGAGCCCAUCGCUGACAGCCUCCAGCCUGCAGGAGAGUAAACCAAAGGCUGCAAGGGACUCUUGCAACUUCAUUAUUCUGUUUUCUUCUGGGGUUUUUUUGCUCCUAGCUCCUUAUCUCUUCAGUGUAUGUGAUUUAUAUCUGGUAAAAUCCCUGUGAGGACAAUAGAAAAGCAGCUCAUACAGGCUGGUGAUCCUCAGGAUCCAGUUAAACUCUGCUGGGAAGCGUUACUGCCCUUUGUUCUGAAGAUGCUGUUUGUGCUGCCUUGUGAGAAUCUCUUUAGAAGCCUGAUGAGAAGAGAGGCAGUUCUUGCUGAGGAUUCAGACUGUCACAUCUGGUUUGGAUUCAAGAGCUUACAAGCCCAAUAGUGGUGUGAUUUUUUUUGGUGGUUGUUGUUUGGGAAUGAUGAGGGUUUUUAUUUGAUUCCAGGGAAUGGUUUGUUGAUUGAUCACCUUGAAUUCUGUCUUCUCCUUCUUGCUAAAAGGAAAAUCUGCUUCACUGUUUAAACUCCUUUGUGUAAUUGUGAUCAGGGUACCACCUAUGCCAGGCCAGGUAAAAGGUGCCCACCUCCCCUUUUGAGUCCAGGUCAGAUCUCCUUUUGUUUUGGCUCUCAAAUUACAUGUAAAGCAUAACCACAUGGGGUUUUUUUUUGUAUGUGUACUUAUUUAUAUUGCAAGAAUUUUAGUAGGAAUAUUGAAUGGGUUUAACUUCGCGGUGAAUAUGGCUUUAUAUUUCCAAAUUAUUCUUGUAAUGAAU
Pyrgilauda ruficollis (rufous-necked snowfinch) is the source of this 2312-nucleotide messenger RNA. It is a transcript of the gene TNIP3, whose product is annotated as TNFAIP3 interacting protein 3. NCBI's taxonomy places the organism in Eukaryota, Metazoa, Chordata, Aves, Passeriformes, Passeridae. Gene Ontology annotation, biological process: regulation of transcription by RNA polymerase II; cellular response to lipopolysaccharide. Bases 373 to 1572 code for a protein of 399 amino acids. The transcript is spliced from 14 exons. The record is from RefSeq and is a predicted model, not a curated record.